Molecule: messenger RNA, 1103 nt
Organism: Lagopus leucura (white-tailed ptarmigan)
Lineage: Eukaryota; Metazoa; Chordata; Aves; Galliformes; Phasianidae
Gene: ARL4C
Product: ADP ribosylation factor like GTPase 4C
Exons: 1
Coding region: 27-605 (192 amino acids)
Biological process (GO): endocytic recycling; intracellular protein transport
Cellular component (GO): cytoplasm
Molecular function (GO): GTP binding; GTPase activity
Source: RefSeq, a predicted model, not a curated record
UGAGGGCGGCGGAGCCGGGGGCGGCCAUGGGGAACAUCUCCUCCAACAUCUCCGCCUUUCAGUCCCUGCACAUCGUCAUGCUGGGCCUGGAUUCGGCCGGGAAGACCACGGUGCUUUACCGGCUGAAGUUCAACGAGUUCGUCAACACCGUGCCCACCAUCGGCUUCAACACGGAGAAGAUCCGUCUGAGCAACGGCACGGCCAAGGGCAUCAGCUGCCACUUCUGGGACGUGGGCGGCCAGGAGAAGCUGCGCCCGCUCUGGAAGUCCUACAGCCGCUGCACCGACGGCAUCAUCUACGUGGUGGACUCGGUGGACGUGGACCGGCUGGAAGAAGCCAAGACGGAGCUGCAUAAGGUGACCAAGUUCGCCGAGAACCAGGGCACGCCGCUGCUGGUCAUCGCCAACAAGCAGGACCUGCCCAAGUCGCUGCCCGUGGCCGAGAUCGAGAAGCAGCUGGCGCUGCACGAGCUGACCCCUUCCACCACCUACCACAUCCAGCCGGCCUGCGCCAUCAUCGGCGAGGGGCUGACCGAGGGCAUGGACAAGCUCUACGAGAUGAUCCUCAAGCGGAGGAAGUCCCUUAAGCAGAAGAAGAAACGGUAGAAGCCCGCAGAUGUGCGGACGGCUGGGAGAGCAAACAAAGGAACAGAGGAGGAGAGAGAACCAAAGCGAUCCUUUUUUUGUUGGUUGAUGGGUUUUUUUUUGUUGGUUUUUUUUUCUUCCCCUUUUUAUUCCGGUGUGUGUGUUUUUUUUUUUUAUUUUUUAAUUUUUUUGUCCCUUUCCGAUUGAAACGACUACAAUAGCGGUGAUAACAAUGCCACUCCUGCAAGCCAAGCCCAGAUCCUGACUGCAGGAUCUCCUCCUCCUGCUCUCCCCUUUGCCCGCCGCCCUAUCCCCGGCCAUAGGGCAGCAUGGAGCAGGGGUAGGGCACUGCUCCCAAACCCCUGAGCCCCAUGGCCGGGCUGGAGAUGCUCUGAGCGGGGCGAGACGCCGCGGGCGGCCGAGAGCCCACGGAGCUGGGGCAGCCCCCCAGCUCUCCUCCGUGCCUGGGGGUCUGACUGCUGCUGGGGGUCAAACCUAGGGGUGAACAGGGCAGGACCC